This is a messenger RNA of Caenorhabditis remanei, 1416 nucleotides long. RefSeq lists its product as uncharacterized. The record is from RefSeq and is a predicted model, not a curated record. Lineage: Eukaryota; Metazoa; Nematoda; Chromadorea; Rhabditida; Rhabditidae. Gene Ontology annotation, biological process: proteolysis. The coding region runs from base 1 to 1416 and encodes 471 amino acids. Gene Ontology annotation, molecular function: metallodipeptidase activity. The transcript is spliced from 8 exons.
AUGGAGAACAUUGACGCAGUUUUCAAGUCUAUCGACGAACAUCAAGAUGAUUUCAUAGACUUGCUCCGUGAAUCUGUAGCGAUUCGAUCAGUAUCGGCUGACCCAGCUAGACGCGGAGAUUGUAUCCGUAUGAGCGAAUGGGCUCGCGAUCAAUUGCGAACUCUUGGUGCGGAAACUUCAUUCUGGGAUCUCGGGAAACAACAAUUGCAAUCUGGAGAAGAGUUACCGCUCCCACCGGCAGUUUUCGGAGUUUAUGGUCGUGAUAAGUCGAAGAAAACCCUGUUGAUUUAUGGACAUUUGGACGUACAGCCUGCUGAAAAGGAAGAUGGCUGGAAUACUGAUCCAUUUGAGCUGACGGAAAUCGAUGGAAAGUUGUUUGGAAGAGGAUCUACAGACGACAAAGGACCAGUUAUUGCGUGGAUUGCUGUUCUCAAAGUACUCAAGAAUCUUGGAAUCGAGCUUCCAAUUAAUAUCAAAUUUGUACUCGAAUGUAUGGAAGAGUCGAGUUCCGAAGGACUUGAGAAAGGCCUGGAAGAUAAUAUUGACAAGAUUUCUGAUGUGACUUACUCGUGUAUCUCUGAUAACUACUGGUUAGGAAGAAACAAACCAUGUUUGACAUACGGAUUGAGAGGAAUUUGCUAUUAUUUCGUGGAAAUCUCUUGUGCACGUCAAGAUUUGCACUCCGGAAUUAACGGAGGCUCAGUCCCCGAAGCUUUGAAUGACUUGAUGUGGAUUAUGUCUCAAUUGGUUACCGUCGAUGGGCAGAUUUUGAUACCGGGUAUUGCUGAGCUUGUAGCUCCAUUAACGAAAGACGAAGAUGAUCUUUACGAUAAGAUUGAUUUCUGUGUGGAUACUUUCAAGCAAGAGACAGGAUCUCAUGGAUUGAUUUCUGACAGCAAGAAGAAUCUUUUGAUGAACCGUUGGCGUUAUCCAUCGCUAUCUCUUCAUGGAGUUGAAGGAGCUUUCAGUCAGCCUGGAGCAAAGACUGUCAUCCCAGCUAAAGUCAUUGGAAAGUUCUCUUUGAGAAUCGUUCCUCAUAUGACACCAGAAGCCACCGACAAGUUGGUCACAAGCUAUCUGGAUUCUCUGUGGGCAAAACGAAAGUCGCCAAACACUUUCAAAAUUACAUCAGGACACGGAGGCAUGCCAUGGGUUGCUGAUUUCCGUGAUGCCAACUUCUCUGCUGGAUCGAGAGCUAUCGAGAGAGUUUACGGAAUGACACCAGACUUUACAAGAGAAGGAGGAAGUAUCCCAGUCACUUUGACUAUUCAAGACCUUACCAAGAGCCCAGUCAUGCUUCUUCCAAUCGGUGCUUCUGAUGACAUGGCACACUCUCAAAAUGAAAAGAUCAAUCGCGAAAACUUCGUCAAGGGAAUGAAAGUUCUCGCUGCCUAUUUGUUUGAGCUGGCCGUUUAA